AUGAUUAAGUCAUGGGAAGAACAAGCAGAUGUUACUCGUUCUUACCUCGACAAAGCUGCCAAGAGGAUGAAGAAAUGGACAGAUAAAAAGAGGAGGCAUGCAAGCUAUCAAGUGGGAGACAAGGUAAUGAUCAAACUUCUUCCACAACAAUUCAAAGCCUUUCGCAAGGUUCAUAAGGGCUUAAUCCGCAAAUAUGAAGGGUCAUUUGAGAUCAUUGGACGUGUUGGGGAGGUUGCUUACAAAGUACAACUUCCUCCCUCUAUGAAGAUUCACCCGGUCUUCCAUGUGAGUAUGCUUAAACCAUAUCAUGGAGACCAAGACAAACCUUAUGUUGAAGACCAAGAUAAACCGAGUAGAGGUGACUCGAGUCGUUCUCCGCCUGUGAUGAUAGAUCCUUUGAUAAAGAAAUCAAAGAGAUCUUAG
This is a messenger RNA of Arachis duranensis, 423 nucleotides long. RefSeq lists its product as uncharacterized. The transcript has a single exon. The record is from RefSeq and is a predicted model, not a curated record. NCBI's taxonomy places the organism in Eukaryota, Viridiplantae, Streptophyta, Magnoliopsida, Fabales, Fabaceae. The coding region runs from base 1 to 423 and encodes 140 amino acids.